AUGGUUAAAGUGAUGAUGCAACUUGAUCUUCUCAUUAAGCUUGUGAUGGGAGCUCCUCCUAAGAGAAAGAGGCUAGAAAAGUCAAGUGAUGACGUUCCAAAGCCUAAUGAGACAAUUGUUGAACGGCCGAAGGUAGUUGAGGAAAAUGUUGAAAGUGAGGAAGCUCCUAAGGUGGUUGAUUAUGAUACUCUAAAAAUGGAUGGAUCUCCAAUUGUUCCAUUGCCACAAAUCAAAAUUCCUCCCCUAUUCCCACAAAGGCUCAAGAAUAAAGAUGAUAAUACCAAGUUCAAGAAGUUUUUUGUGAAAUUUAGCAAUUUAUCGGUGGAUAUUUCUUUGCUAGAACCCUUACAAGAAAUGACCAGCACAAUGGUGGUGAAGAAAGAAGACCGGCUAGUCUUAGACACUCCUACUACUAUAAGGCUUCUAAUGGCUAAUAGUUUAAUCAAAAAGCCUGUUGGUGUUUUGUAUGAUGUUUUGGUAAAAGUUGACUGGUUUAUCUUUCCGAUCGACUUUAUUAUUAUUGAUUGUGAGAUUGAUCAUAAGGUCCAAAUCAUUCUUGGUAAAUCAUUAUUGGCUACCGAAAGGGCCUUAGCAGAUGUGGAAUAG
This is a messenger RNA of Capsicum annuum, 606 nucleotides long. RefSeq lists its product as uncharacterized. The transcript has 4 exons. Bases 1 to 606 code for a protein of 201 amino acids. NCBI's taxonomy places the organism in Eukaryota, Viridiplantae, Streptophyta, Magnoliopsida, Solanales, Solanaceae. The record is from RefSeq and is a predicted model, not a curated record.